AUGAGUAUUUCAGAAUACGUGCAAGAACAUGGUGCAGUUGUACCAUUGCUUGGUAACCUUGCCAGCCCAGGACCUUUCCAAUUCACGAAUCGAUUCGGUAAUCUAACCAACGAGGAUGUUCGACAAGCUUUCUGCAGAGCUAACUGCUUCUGCCCGACAAACUACGAUUCCUACACAUGGGGCGAUACCGUGCCACAUGGUGGUUGUUACAGGACCAUCCCGCUCACAGCGAUCCAGAUGCUCGCUGCUAACAACUGCAAGAAGCAGCACAACGGAGCUCUCGCCACAGUUGAGAGCCGUGACAAGUCGAUGUUCCUGAGUACAUUGUUCCCGUCGAAAACCAAGUUCUGGAUUGGUCUUCAGCGCCAGUCUAAUGGUGUGUUUGCGUGGCCUGAUGGCACCGUGCUUCAGUGGAACGAUUAUCAAAUGUGGGCUCCAGGAUAUCCGAUUGCAAAUGCAGGUGACUGCGUCUACAUGUACCAAUAUUCUGGCUUCAGCUUUGGCUGGUUCAACGAUGAUUGCUUCGAUGAUUUCGACUAUGUCUGCCAGAGCGCUCCGUGCUGUGCUGAUACAUAUUGCUCAACUUUGGCUUAA
Cooperia oncophora is the source of this 594-nucleotide messenger RNA. The record is from the annotation of a GenBank genome assembly. NCBI's taxonomy places the organism in Eukaryota, Metazoa, Nematoda, Chromadorea, Rhabditida, Trichostrongylidae.